CGUCCGUACAUUGUGCUGAUACUAUCAUUCGGACGUCCGAUUGUAAUCGGACUACCGUAUAUCGGACGUCCGAUUACCAAAUUGUGAUUUUAAUGUAGGUAGCUUCCCGUGGUCGUAUAAACCCAUUUGCACCAAUUUUAAUUUGGACGUCCAUUUACAUGUUUGUGAACGAAACCGUAUAUCGUAGUUCACCGGGUUCUCGCGCGUAGCGCUACGGUCUUUGUUUGAAUUUUAUUAUAUACAUAAAUACAUUUUAACUAACUUUCACAAUACGCGAAUCGGACAACCUGAAAUCUGACAACGUUCCCAAAAGAUAUACAUAUUGCUAAAACACAUCAUUACUCACUUGCCGUUCUACAGAGGUAGUUGGUUAACGGCGUUAUGCAGAGAACUAAAAGAAUACUUGCUGCUGCAGUUGGUAAGUAAAUUUUACCGUUAUUGGAAGUCCUUGUAUAUAAUACUAUUAUUAUUUAUUUCUGUAAAUUAUAACGUUGAGGUCCGUAAAUUUAAUAUAAUUUUAAAUCUUGCUUUUCUGAAUCGUUUCUGUAAAUUAUUUAAGAGUACCCAGUUCAGACAAUAAACAAUUAUUUUCUUUUUAGAAGUCGAACGGAAUGAAUCACUUGACGCUGAUAUACCUACAGAAAUAUUUGGAUUGACAGAAGACUCCGAUCUGUAUCAAAAUGGAGACAAUAGUUUGCUUAAUAACAAUACCGAAAUCUUGUCUGACUUCUCAGAUUUUUCUGAGUUUGACCCAGAUUAUUAUCCAUCUGAUGUUGAGGAUGAAGAAUUUCCGAUUUUGGAAUACUUUAAAAACAAAAAGGAAGUUUCUUCACUAGUCAGCAAUACAGGAUCAAUUACAGUUCAUGAAAAUAAAUCGGUUGAAUUAGACCAGGAAUGUGAAACUGUUUUAUCUAUUGAAAAUAAUGAAUUUUCUUCUAAGGAAUAUGCUUCUAAUUCAGGCAGUCAAAAUGGUGAUAACUUUCAGGCAAGAAGCAAACCGAAACAAAAAAAGAAACCAGUUGAUAGGGAUUUCUGCUACUUCUGUGAAGGUUUAGUACUUAACUUUGCAAGACAUAUUUGUAGAAAUCAUUCUGGAGAAGUAGAAGUUCAGAGAAUUCUAUCUAAACCAGUGAAAAGUAAAGAACGAAAGGAUUUAAUUACUAGUCUAAGAAAAAAAGGCAAUUACUUACGAAAUUCUGAAACGUGUUACAAAGCUGUAAAAAGGCCUCUUAAUCCUCUUGACAAAGAAAAGGCUAUUCCUUGCAUAUACUGUUAUGGCUUUUAUGCACCCAGACAGUUAUGGCGACAUAAAAAAAAUUGUAAAGAAAAUCCAAAUAUUGAUGGUAAUUUAACUGAUUGCACUCGAAGAUAUUUUAAACGAAUAAUUACAGAUGAUGAUCUUAUAAUGAAAGUUUUUCCAAAAAUGCGGCCAGACAAAAUUUCAGUUAUUGCCCAGAAUGAUAGUCUUAUUUGUGCAUUUGGAUCAAGGUAUAUAAAAGUUCAUCGCGAAAGUCAUUUUGUCGAUGUUGCAUCACGAAAGAUGCGUGAAUUAGCCAGAUUAUUAAUUGCUAUAAGGGUCAUUAAUAAAUCGGUAAAAUCUUUGAUGGAUUUAUUACAGCCUAAGUAUUAUGAUAUUCUAAUUGAGGCAACCAAAAUUGUUGCUAACUAUGACAAAACAAAAGAAUGUUUUAAAUCACCAACUUUUGCAAUGAAUAUUUCUACAACUUUAAAGCAGUGCUGUGACUUAGCUUUGGUGUUCGCUUUAAAACGUAAAGAUAUAUACUCAACAGUGUCUGUAGCAGAAGCAGAGGCAGCUAUUAAAACAAUGUCCCAAUUAAUAUCAGCUAAUUGGAAAUAUGAUAUAUCCACAGAAGCUGCAAAUAAUUUAAGUACAAAUAAAUGGAAUAAAAUUACCAUAGUGCCUUUGGCGACUGACCUAAAAAAACUUAAAGACUAUUUGACAAUGAAGUCAAAACUUGCAAAGGAUAAAAUACUAGAGGAUAUAAAUAAUAAAGAGGCAUACAGAAUAUUGCUAGAAACAGUUUAUUGUCGAGUAAUACUAUUAAAUAGAAGACGCCCCGGUGAGCUACAAAGGUUGUUACUUGAAACCUAUGAAAAAUGUAUUCAAAAUGAAGGACAACAUUAUGAAGAGUUUUUCGACGUAGUCUCUCCAACAGAAAAAAUUUUAUUAAAGAGGUUUAGACGAGUUGUUAUACCAGGUAAAAGACACAGAGGUGUUCCAGUUCUAUUCAGUAUUGAUGUCCAAGAAGACAUAACGAUUCUACUAAAAGCUAGACCUAAUGUAGUUGACCAAACAAAUAAAUAUUUAUUUGCACCUCCACAUAGCCAACACCAUAUUGUUGGAUAUAAAAUUCUUGCAAAAUACGCCAAAAGUAGUGGUGCUGAAAGAUAUGACGCAUUAACUUCUACUCGUCUCAGAAAGCAUUUGGCCACCUUAUCUCAAAUCUUUAAUAUGACAGAGUCUGACCUAGAACAAUUAUCAAGUUUCAUGGGGCAUACUCCUGGUACGCAUAAGAAUUUCUACCGUUUACCUCAAGAUGUGUACCAGUCAUCUAAAGUUGCUAAAAUUCUAUUAUUAAUGGAACAAGGGUUAGCAGCAAAUUUUAAAGGGAAAUCAAUAGACGAAAUAGAUAUUAACUUAGAAGAUGAUCUUGGAAAUGAAACUGCAAUAGAAGAUGAUUUUCCGGAAAUUGAACCACAGAGUAUGUUAGAAGAAACAGAAUUGGAGAAUGAUGUAAACAAAGAACCUAACUCGGAAGAAAAUACAAAAGAUCAGAAAAACUUGACAAGUCGCAAUCCAAUUAUAAGAAUAAAAUGGACAGAACAUCAAAAGAAGAUAGUUUCCAAGUUUUUUGUAAAUCACAUUCGAAAUAAAAAACCUCCAAAAAGACAUGAAUGUGAAGAACUGAUCAAGGCCAACCCGGAAAUCUUAGCUAAUAAAAAUUGGACCAAGAUUAAAGUUUUUGUUCAAAAUUUAUAUUGCAAGAAGUGUUAAGGUUACGUUAAAUUAUUUUGUUUUUUUAUUUUACCUACAUAAAAUAAUUUCCUAUU
Diabrotica virgifera virgifera (western corn rootworm) is the source of this 3072-nucleotide messenger RNA. RefSeq lists its product as uncharacterized. The coding region runs from base 1406 to 3016 and encodes 536 amino acids. Lineage: Eukaryota; Metazoa; Arthropoda; Insecta; Coleoptera; Chrysomelidae. The record is from RefSeq and is a predicted model, not a curated record. The transcript is spliced from 4 exons.